AUGUCUAGAUCUCUCCGGGUUUUAUUCCAAGGGAUGAAGCUCAUAGGCAAACGUGGAGAGACAUAUACCCUACAUCAUCCCCUAAUCCAACGCAGGGGCAAGCGCUGUCAUAUCUGGAGUGCGUCAAAAGAUAGUGAUGCAUUGGAUCAGUAUGUUAUCAAGCAGCCAGAUGACGAAGAUGGCCUUGGUUGGCCUAAUUUUACAAAGGAGCUGGAGAUGCAGAAGAAGUUCCAAAAGUCUGCAUACAUUCGGCGAAUGGUUGAUUUGAUACCAGCACCUACAGACCUACAGGCUUCUUGUAUGAUGGUGCUGGAACCUUUUGAAAAGUCACUUUGGGACGCACGAUUACGGCGCCCACUCAUCUUGGAGGAGAUCAGGUCUGUCAUGAGAUCUAUUGCUAUCGGACUUGGGACUAUACACCAAAUGAAUCUUGUCCAUACCGACCUAACUGGUGACCAGUUCAACCUCCCUCUCAGGUACCUUCAUCUCCUCCAAGCGCUUGCCAAUUUUGACAAACCCGGGAUGUUUGAUUCUCUAAAGGUAGAAGGAACCUUGGCUGACAAGGAAAACGCUACCCGGGCUCUCAUGGUGCAAGAGUUUGAUCUUCAAUCCGUCGAUUAUUAUACUUCCGACCCGGUUUCUCGAAAACUACUACCGAUAAAAGACGAAACAAGGACAGAGUUGGACCACUGGGUGGUAAAAUUACUUGACUACGGCACCCCGAAGAAAGAUAUUGAGACCGUGUAUCUUGCUUUAGAUACAAUUCCAGAAAGGAGACCAACGGCUAUGAACCUUUUAGAAUACGGCUACAUUUAG
Molecule: messenger RNA, 816 nt
Organism: Microsporum canis CBS 113480
Lineage: Eukaryota; Fungi; Ascomycota; Eurotiomycetes; Onygenales; Arthrodermataceae
Exons: 3
Coding region: 1-816 (271 amino acids)
Biological process (GO): protein phosphorylation
Molecular function (GO): ATP binding; protein kinase activity
Source: RefSeq, a predicted model, not a curated record